Messenger RNA from Punctularia strigosozonata HHB-11173 SS5, 798 nucleotides. RefSeq lists its product as uncharacterized. Lineage: Eukaryota; Fungi; Basidiomycota; Agaricomycetes; Corticiales; Punctulariaceae. The transcript has a single exon. The annotation marks the transcript as partial. The record is from RefSeq and is a predicted model, not a curated record.
AUGUCGGAUCGUGGCAUUUUCAGGUGGACGACCGACGACAUAGAUCCAUCCCUUCGAGGUUUUGACAAAGCUGCACGAACUCAAGCUCCAGUGAGCGUUGCAGAGCUGGUGAAGCUUCCUUGCCCAGGCCUCACGAAGGCUGACGAUCCACGUAUCGAAGGAUAUUUGACACGUCCUAGUGGAGACGGAGGCGGAUCGAGGUCAUUAGCGGUUAUUGCGAAGGAGCGAUAUGACAAACCGUUCCGUGCUCUUACUUCAACGGAGCAGGAUGUUGUUCGUGAUGUGCGUGGCCAUGAAGAGCGUUGGAGAAAUAAACGCGAACAAGGCCGCGUCUACCAUGUCGAAUGCAAGAAGAAUGUCGAGAGCCCGGCCGACGGUGGUGCUGGCAAACGAGUGCUACCGUGUGAACGCUGCAACUCUCUCCUCAAAGACGGUCAAUUCAGGCGUGCCAUCAAAGUUCCAGUGCCCAACGACGCGAAUUACAAGUAUACAAACAAAAAGUACACACAUGAAGGCCUUGUGUCCAUAUACGCACGAGUGAAGGGAUUGCGUGAAUUGAUCGAGGAUCCCGUACGUAUUCAUGAUAUUCUUUAUUGUAUCCUGGAGCUUACUCUCGUGUGUCAGGAUUUGCAUAAGAGCCCGUUCAUCCAAUUCGCACAGGGAGUAGCCGCAGGCAAGCCUGCAUAUCAGAAUCAUGAAUUUUUCAUGGGACUGGUGGAUGUGUUUACGAGGAAGGUCGCACUGGAGGAAGAGGGCAAAAGCACAAGGAACUUUAAAUAUCCCCUCGCAUACGACGAA